UUUGUCUGGAAGAUUCUAGGUGGUAUCAGCACCAUUACAGGAUCAAUGGAAGGGAAUAGCACACCCUCUACUGACUUCACUUUCAUAGGGCUGUUUAACAGAAAGGAAACUUCAGGCUUUCUUUUUGCCAUCAUCACUGUCAUCUUCUUCACUGCACUGAUGGCCAAUGGAGUCAUGAUCUUCCUGAUCCAAACCGAUUUGCACCUCCACACACCCAUGUACUUUCUACUCAGCCACCUCUCCUUCAUUGACAUGAUGUACAUCUCCACCAUUGUGCCCAAGAUGCUGAUCGAUUAUGUGCUGGGUCAAAGGAUCAUUUCCUUUGUGGGGUGCACAGCUCAACACUUUCUUUACCUCACCCUUGUUGGGGCUGAAUUCUUCCUUCUGGGCCUCAUGGCCUAUGACCGCUAUGUGGCCAUCUGCAACCCACUGAGAUACCCUGCCAUCAUGAGCCGCCGGGUCUGUUGGAUGAUCAUAGCAGGUUCCUGGUUUGGGGGCUCUUUGGAUGGCUUCCUCCUAACCCCCAUCACCAUGAGCUUUCCUUUCUGCAAUUCCCGGGAGAUUAACCAUUUCUUCUGUGAGGCACCUGCAGUUCUGAAAUUGGCGUGUGCAGACACAGCUCUCUAUGAGACAGUGAUGUACGCUUGUUGUGUUUUGAUGCUGCUGAUUCCUUUCUCUGUGGUGAUUGCUUCCUAUGCCCGAAUCCUAAUGACAGUCCACCACAUGAGCUCAGUGGAGGGGAGGAGGAAGGCAUUUGCCACCUGUUCAUCUCACAUGACUGUGGUGACCUUGUUCUAUGGGGCUGCCAUGUAUACCUACAUGUUACCUCACUCUUACCACACGCCUGCCCAAGACAAAGUCCUCUCCAUGUUUUACACCAUCCUCACACCCUUGCUGAACCCCCUCAUCUAUAGCUUGAGAAAUAAAGAUGUGACUGGAGCUCUGACAAGGGCACUGGGAAGGUUUAAGGGUUCUCAAAAAGUGUCAGGAGGUGCCUUUUGA
Nycticebus coucang (slow loris) is the source of this 1002-nucleotide messenger RNA. Its product is annotated as olfactory receptor 2T1. Gene Ontology annotation, molecular function: olfactory receptor activity; G protein-coupled receptor activity. The coding region runs from base 46 to 1002 and encodes 318 amino acids. Lineage: Eukaryota; Metazoa; Chordata; Mammalia; Primates; Lorisidae. The record is from RefSeq and is a predicted model, not a curated record. Gene Ontology annotation, biological process: G protein-coupled receptor signaling pathway. The transcript has a single exon. Gene Ontology annotation, cellular component: membrane.